AUGGGGGACCACCUCUUAUCCUCCUCACCCUUCUUCCCCGCUCCCGUCUUCUCCCAACCCAAAACCAGAACCACCCCAAACCCAGAGCCCACCUGCCCUAAACAUCUCCUCCCCCACCCCCACACACUACUGCCAUUUGCUGCCCCAGCUCUUACAACACCUGCUGUUGCACCCAAAUCCACCACCCGUACCCGCCACCACCGCCAUCAACCACUGACCCACUUCUCCAAGCCCUCGCUUCUCAGCUCCUCCAAUCCACCCCACCAGAUCCCUACUCCACCCACCACAAUCUCCGCCGCAAAAACCCUCACCACACCCACAAUGCCCACCACCCAAAACACCGUUUCCGCCAACAACCACCACAACACCAACUUAUCUCCUCCCUCCUUUCCCGUAUUGAAGCCCUCGAAUCCUCCCUCCACCACUACUCCACCUCUGGCUCGCAUUGCUCUCACUCUUCGUACUCCCGCUCUCUCAGAGACACCACCUCCCGAUUCUGGAAGACGGAGACGCGUGCGUGAAGUUCUGGAAGACGAGGCUGCACUGCGCCUUAAUUUCAUGGCCGGCCUCGCAGAGAUGGGCGAGGGAGGGGGAGUUCGCGACGUAGAGCGCCGAGAAGUUGAAGUCCUUGAAGACAGCUCGUCGGUGGUGCGUUGGAUGGAGGGGAGGGCGAAGAGGGCCUCCGUCAAGAGGAGGAAGGAUAUGGCGGGGUUGACCCGGAGGAGGGAGGAGAUUUGGUGCGGUCACUGCGGUGGGGUGUGUAAUUGA
Pyrus x bretschneideri (Chinese white pear) is the source of this 768-nucleotide messenger RNA. RefSeq names its product mucin-2-like. The transcript is spliced from 2 exons. Bases 1 to 768 code for a protein of 255 amino acids. Lineage: Eukaryota; Viridiplantae; Streptophyta; Magnoliopsida; Rosales; Rosaceae. The record is from RefSeq and is a predicted model, not a curated record.